CAGCGUGCUGUCGGGCGUGACGCACGGAAUCGCUCGAACUGCGCGAUGUGCGCAGUCAACCUCAGCUGUGUGUCGAAGACGUCCACAGGCGCGACCUUGCGUGAGGUUGUCGAUGACAGUGCGCAGAAGACCGGCUGUCUUCCAGAAAUCGUCAACUACAACGUCGAGGGCCAACAAUAUGCGUGCGCUGGCGAGCUUGUGGCUCUGCAGACGAUGAUCAACAUCCUGAGCUACCUCAAGAUCGACAUACAGAAGGUGAGGAGUCGCGUGGGCUUGUCGUCCACAUAUUGA
This is a messenger RNA of Fomitopsis serialis, 291 nucleotides long. RefSeq lists its product as uncharacterized. The transcript has 2 exons. The annotation marks the transcript as partial. The record is from RefSeq and is a predicted model, not a curated record. NCBI's taxonomy places the organism in Eukaryota, Fungi, Basidiomycota, Agaricomycetes, Polyporales, Fomitopsidaceae.